AUACGGACUGUGGAGUCGAGAAGCAGUUUGAGCGGAGAAUAAUUCUCGGCGCGCGCUAUUGGCUCCCCGUCCUCAUCUGUCAAUCUGGGGAGGCGGGACUGCCUGCUCGCGCUCCCAGGAGGCGAUAGAUGCGCGAGCUGUACUUUUCUACUGUGUUGGAGCGCUUCGCACUUCUCUAGCUCAGUCCGAGCGUCAAGUGAACGGUGUGCGGAAAGCGCAGUGGGACUUCAACCGAGGAGAAGUUAUCGAAGGAGCCUGUAGUAUUGAUUGCAGAAGCCUGCACCUGGAUAAGCCUCAUCAUCAGCGCGCGGAGAAGCGAAAGAGCGAAGAAAGUGUGUUGACGGCAAGCGGGCAGCUGUUACAGAAGGAAGGCAAUAUGAUGGUGAAGCAGCAUAUGCUGUUUACCCUGUACAGCAUCUGCGGGAUCGUCCUUAAAGAUAUUCUCGCCGUUUCAGUGGCGGCAACAAAAAACAAAGUGAGAGGAGCCCAAGGACAGGUCCCCAUAGUCCAGAACAUGACUGUGACAGAAGGAGGGACGGCCAACUUGACCUGCCGUGUGGAACACAAUGACAACACCUCCCUCCAGUGGUCAAACCCUGCACAACAGACACUCUUCUUUGGGGACAAGAAAGCUCUGAGAGAUAACAGGAUUGAGCUGGUCCGAGCCACGUCGCAGGAGUUGACGAUCAGCAUCAGCGAGGUCUCGCUGUCAGACGAGGGGCUCUACACCUGCUCCCUCUUCACCAUGCCUGUCAAAACAGCCAAGGCUUUUCUCACCGUCCUCGGUGUGCCUAAGAAACCAGAGAUCAAUGGACUCACCAAGCCGGUCCUGGAGGGAGAUCACAUCACUCUGUCCUGUGUGACCUCUGGCAGCAAACCUGCGGCUGACGUCCGAUGGUUCAAAAAUGAGAUGGAGGUCAAAGGUGCCAAAGAGGUGAAUGCCAGUGGCAAGACGUUCACAGUGAAGAGUUCUCUGCGGCUCCACGUGAACCGGGAUGAUGAUGGUGUGGCCUACACUUGUAGAGUGGACCACGUGGCCCUGACUGCAACCCACGAAGAGACCACGCAGGUCUUGGAGGUCCACUAUGCUCCCUAUGUAGAGAUCAGACAAUCCACAAACGUCCCACAGGAGGGGCAGUACCUCAAACUGCAAUGUGUACCUAAAGGAAACCCCUCGCCAGACCCUGUGCUGUGGACUAAAGAUGGAGGAGAGCUACCAGACAUGGACAGGAUGAUUGUUGAUGGAAGAGAUCUCACAUUCACGUCACUGAACAAAACAGACAACGGCACCUACCGCUGUGAAGCCACCAAUCACCUCGGCACCAGUCAUGCUGAAUUUAAACUGGUUAUUUAUGAUGCCCCCACCACACCGUCACCAUCCACCACCUCCCCUGCACCCACCCUCCCAGACACCACAGGUCCCUUAGACUCCAAGCAGCUCAAUUCUGCUGUCACCGGUAACAGAGAUCCUAAUGAGUUGAAACGCGCCACAGAUCACGCUUUAAUCGGUGGAAUCGUUGCUGUCGUCGUGUUCGCUACUUUGUGCUUAAUUAUUGUAUUGGGACGCUACCUGGCACGACAUAAAGGCACGUACUUGACAAAUGAGGCCAAAGGAGCGGAUGACGCCCCGGACGCAGACACAGCCAUCAUCAAUGCUGACGGCAACCACGCACACGCAGAAGAGAAGAAAGAGUAUUUCAUUUAGACUGCAAGUGGCACUGCACUCCUCUCUCUCUCUCUCUUUGUCCUCUCGUUCCUUCCCUCCUUCCCUGCACCGUGUAGGAACUUCUUCAGAAAGCAGCGGAAGCUUCUUCUCACACUUCUUAUCUGUUCAUUUUUUUUUCAUACUGGUUUGGUUUUCUUUCGCCUUUUUCAAUAACAGCUCACCUGCUACCUUUUAUGAGCAACUUAUUUGCUGAAGAUGUCACCUUUUGUAAUCAUUAUAUAGCUGUAAAACACCCCAAAGCAGUACAAAAAUGUCUCCAAAUAUGAAAACAAAAAAAAGUCUGCAGCCAUUCUUCAGUAAGGACUCGCCCUUCAUCCUCUCACAGUGCCUAAAUAUACAGACGUCCGCUGAAUUUCAGUCAAUGCCUUCAUGUUUUCUGUCAGGCCUCUCUGAUUGGUUGCUUGCUUUUUAUCUUCAGCGUUAUGAUUUAUGGAAAAUGUUUUGUGCUCUGUUAUUUUUUAAUAAUUUCUACUUUUAUUUUGUUUGUGAUUCAUGCUGAAUCCGUUAAUUGUGAUGUUUCUCCCAAAAAAAAUGAUGUACAGUAGUAAAAAUAUACUCAGACUUGAAGCGAGGGAGGAUCCCUUUUUAUUCUACAGAUUUUUAGGUGUUAAUAAUGUUAUCGGUACGUAGAAACGCUCCAUUCUCCAAAUUACCAUUACAUGAUGUGAAACCGACAGCUCACACUAUGGCUAAAAACAGUAUUUUGUACUUGAACUGUAGAUAUUGGUAAACGAAUAGCUCCACAGAAGGUCUCAGUGUGUUCCACCGAAAAAAAAAAUCACCUUGUAUUAUUGAAUUAGGUCAAGCGGCUAGGUUAACCAACUUCGGCCACCGAAUAAACCAUAGUGUAUUUAGUGAAUUAGCAACCAGGCGAAGAAAGAACAAGCCCUGUUGUGUGUUUGUGUAGUUUGAUGAUGCCUCGCCACUCUUUGGACAGUUUUGUGUAUCUCUGCACUGAUCAGCCCCCCUAAAGACCACUAGCCUCCCCAUACACAGCAGAUUCACGGAUGAGGUGGUAACCAUCCAAUAUGUCAUCCUUUCAGCUGUUUACACAACCGCUGUGCCCAACACAAGAAAUCUCAUAACACAGAAGGCGAUAACAAAAAGUAGUGUGCAACUAUUUCAGUGCUCUUAAACUUUCACAUCACUGCUCAGAUCGAUAUCGGUCCAUAAAAGAUCUCAAACAACGUUUUAUGCAAACCUGACCAUUUCACAAACAUUGAGAGAAUGCUGCCGAUGCACAUAAUGUGUCACCCACCGGCCCAUCCCACAGAUUUGUCCAAACAAAUAAGCACAAAAUGACUCACAUUAAUUCAUAAAUGCAACGAUCACGAUGUACAAAUAGCUAACUUCGAUUUUCAUAACCCAAACUGGACAUCAGAUUAACUGAAGUCACAGAUUGCGUUGAUGCUGUUCAUGAAGUUACGGUUGCUUUUCUGCUCUUUUGUUGAUUUUUACGAUGAAUAGACAACCUUGCUAAGGCUGUAUAAUAUAUCUGCUAAAUGUGGUAACUAGUGAAAAUUGUUGUUAGAUUUUGGGGAUCCCUAAUUCCAUCAAGUAUGUAUAUUAGCUGAUCUAAAUAUUGGUGGGGAAAAAAAUGUUUUUAAAAAGUUUUGAUUAUUUUUUAUCAUCUUACCUGACAUUAAAAGAUUCUUGACAACUUCAUAACCUUUGUUUUAGCUCAAGGCAUGUAUAUACUCUAUAAGUAUCACACAUUUUGGGAAAAAAUUGUUUUUUUUUUUUGUUUUGUUUGAUUUACGAUGUAAAUUAUUUAAUUUUGCUUAACUGAAAGCCACUCAAUGAGUACGACAGCAGUUGUGACAGCAAUGGGAUGCUUGUUGAAAUGGUAAAGCUAUGUAUUUGUUGAAUGAGAGAUUUAGGGUAUGUUUAUAUGAUGUUUUCAAGUAAUUCAAAUGGAAAACUUGUUUUGGUCGGUCAUUUACACAACAGUGGAAUAUCGGGCAGCCUGAAAAUGCAAACUUUUUGCUAAAGUUUUUAAAAAUCAUCACCUCUAUGUACUGACAAUUUCAAUGUGGUGAUGUCAUUGGCCCGUGAACAGUUCCUGCUUGUUGUCAAACUAUUUCAUAUCUGUUACAAGAGGCGAUUCAAUCAUAACUCAAUGUUAUAACAGCUAUCAUAACAGUAUUUAUCAAUAUGUGGCUCUUUUUGGACCCUCAAGCCGCCUUUCCACUGCGCACAACACUUGGACACGACUGUCGGAAUACGCCCCCUUGUGACUGUCGCACAGAUUUUUCAUUUUUUUAUGCAUCAUGGAAGAGAAGCAUAUUUCGGUGUCUGAAAUAAAA
Danio aesculapii is the source of this 4032-nucleotide messenger RNA. RefSeq names its product cell adhesion molecule 2a (gene cadm2a). The coding region runs from base 377 to 1705 and encodes 442 amino acids. The record is from RefSeq and is a predicted model, not a curated record. The transcript is spliced from 12 exons. NCBI's taxonomy places the organism in Eukaryota, Metazoa, Chordata, Actinopteri, Cypriniformes, Danionidae.